UCCAUUCCUUCAAUAACCGGUGUUAGUUUUGCUUCUGGUGGUUCUGGUUUAGAUCCAAUAACACAGUUAAUAAUUGAUGAAGAGAAAACGAGAUCAAUCGUCUCUAACGCAGUGUUUGUCAUUUCCGCUGGAAAUAACGAUAUUGCGAUCACAUAUUCCUCAAAUCCAGCAAGAAACACUCGAUACGCUGUCUUCUCCUACACCAACAUGAUGGUUUCAUGGACUCAAUCAUUCAUGACGGAGCUAUAUGAUUUGGGAGCGAGAAAAUUUGCGGUUAUGGGAACGUUACCACUGGGAUGUCUACCAGGAGCAAGCAACGCUCUUGGGGGAGUUUGUCUAGAACCCACAAACGCAGUCGCUAGACUCUUUAAUCGAAAGCUUGCGACCGAAGUCAACAAUCUCAAUUCAAUGCUCCCAGGCUCUCGUUCGAUCUACGUAGACAUGUAUAGUCCUCUUUUUGAACUCGUCAAGAACCCUCUAAGAUACGGAUUUACUUCGCCGACGAGGCCUUGCUGUUGUUCUCCGGCGGCUCCGGUACCGUGCAUGGAUGCAUCUCGACAUGUGUUUUGGGACAUUGGACACCCGUCUGAGAAAGCUUAUCAGACUAUCAUCCCUCCCAUUAUCCAACAGAUCCAGCAAAGCUUCGCUUGA
Molecule: messenger RNA, 651 nt
Organism: Thlaspi arvense
Lineage: Eukaryota; Viridiplantae; Streptophyta; Magnoliopsida; Brassicales; Brassicaceae
Source: the annotation of a GenBank genome assembly